GAGAUUUCAAUACAGGAAACGGAGAAGGUCAAAAAUUAAACAUGGCGGCUCGCAGCAUGUUUAGAUCUGUUUGGUUGUCGUUUGCGGGCUUAAAGCUUUGUGCUACUGGCACCAACUCAAAUCCAGUUUUAAUGAGAAAUGCUCCCCUACUCUCCGCUUUAGCCAUCCAGAGCAGAGGGAUCCGCGAAGUGACCGAGACGAAAGACGGUAAUACAACAACGAUUGAAGGUAAAAUCAUACACACACCUGAAAUACCCCAGCCUCCAAAUCCCUCAGCCAAGUGUCCGAUCUACAAAUGGAACCUACAGCACAAAUACACCUACACUGAUGUUUUGUUGCUCAGUCAGUUCGUUAGGUCAGAUGGAGGGAUGCUGCCCAAACGAAUCACUGGUCUUUGCCCUGAGGAGCAUCGCAAGAUUGCCAUUUGUGUGCAGAUGGCUCAAAGAGCAGGUUUGUUUCCUGACCACAGACCCAAACUUCCAGAGGGUCACGUCCCAAAGAAGUCCAAGCCCCAUUUUAACAGGUACUUGACUCGCUGGUCCAUUAAGUCCGUAAAACCCAUCUAUAAAAGAGGAUUGAAGUGGCGUAAGAACCUCAUGGAUGUAGGUCACCCAGCACUUAAAAACAAUGUGCGUUAUACUGGAAGGCCCCUCUGCUUUAAACAGUGAAAGACAGAAGGCCGGAAAAAUCAGCACAUCUGCUGACAGAGGAUGAAGAGAAGGUUAGGCUCAUUUAUCUGCAGCAUACCCGGAUUUAUGUCAUAAUGACGUGCAAGACCAAGCAACUGUCUUUAUUCAAACUUGUGUUUAUUAAUCUGCGUCAGUCUUUAAUAAACUAUAAUCAACCACACCCAGAAUCAUCUAUCCGUUGUUUAAAAAAAGGCCUUAAGUAAACUUGCUGAUAACUUUAAUGUGAGCAACGACUGGGUUCAGUGAUACUUUUUCAAAGUAGGUGGUAUUUUGACUGUGUAAACUCAAGACAAGACAUGUUUAAAUAAAAUGUGCAUGUUUACUCUGCCUCUCAGCGUGUUUACUGUGUAACAAUAGCUUUGGUGAAAGAACUAAAAAGCAGAUAAGCUUGUAGACACAAACUGUUGUGGAAUUGACCACUUUUGGUCAUUUGAAGAUUAAAAAAAAAGAAAAAUGCAGCGUAAAGGAAAGACAGGAUGUUUGGUUUGUUUACAGCAUGAA
Nematolebias whitei (Rio pearlfish) is the source of this 1190-nucleotide messenger RNA. RefSeq names its product mitochondrial ribosomal protein S18A (gene mrps18a). Gene Ontology annotation, biological process: mitochondrial translation. Gene Ontology annotation, cellular component: mitochondrial small ribosomal subunit; ribosome. Gene Ontology annotation, molecular function: small ribosomal subunit rRNA binding; structural constituent of ribosome. The transcript has 6 exons. Bases 42 to 668 code for a protein of 208 amino acids. The record is from RefSeq and is a predicted model, not a curated record. Lineage: Eukaryota; Metazoa; Chordata; Actinopteri; Cyprinodontiformes; Rivulidae.